CUCUCUCUCUCACUCACUCUAUCCUUUUCCAACACACAAAACGACAUGGCGUUGUCCACCGGCCUCAUCUCCUCCACCGCCACCUUCCUCUCCGGCGACUCCUCCUCAUCGCCGCUGCCGCUGUCCAAGCCUUCUCUCACCGCCGCUCUUAGGUUCUCCCACCCCAACUUCCCUGCCAGCCUCCGCAUGGCCCGCACCCCAACCCUCGUCGCCGCCGUGUCGAAGCAGGCCGCCACCACCCCAAGGGAGCCACGUGGCAUCAUGAAGCCGCGCAAGGUGUCGCCGGAGAUGCAGGCCCUUGUCGGCGUCCCUGAGAUUUCUCGCACCCAGGCUCUCAAGGUCAUCUGGGCCCACAUUAAGGGCAACAAUCUUCAGGACCCUGAAAACAAGAGGAUCAUCAUUUGUGAUGACAAGCUGAAGAAGAUAUUUGCAGGCAAGGACCGUGUUGGCUUUCUUGAGGUUGCUGGACUCAUCACCCCACAUUUCCUCUGAUCCAGACUGGGAGAGCAAACUUGAGCCGUGGGCUGUUUAUGCAGCAAACAUUUUGAAUCUGGGGUUUUGUUUUGGUUGAUGGUAGUAACAAUGCUGCAACAGUAGGCGUUUAAGUGCAUGUUUUGUAUCUAAGGAACUAGCUUUAGUUAGAGGUCUUAAUUACUUUUGGAUUCCUUAUCGGUCGCAUUUAUUCUAGCUAAAUGCAAUUACGAGGUACUGUCGGUUGCAUUGAAUUAAGUUUCAAGUUUAAUGGAAUCAUUAUCUAAGAAUUUUAGAUCUUGUCAUCUGCAUGAGAUUCGAUUUGAACAUUAUCAAGAGUUUUCAUUAUGGUC
Molecule: messenger RNA, 824 nt
Organism: Argentina anserina (silverweed cinquefoil)
Lineage: Eukaryota; Viridiplantae; Streptophyta; Magnoliopsida; Rosales; Rosaceae
Exons: 2
Coding region: 46-492 (148 amino acids)
Cellular component (GO): nucleus
Source: RefSeq, a predicted model, not a curated record